UAUCCUUUUAUAAUUUAGUUGAUAAAAAAAGUCAAAUCACAAGUAAAAUUAUCAUUCCAGUUUUUCUAUUAACAGUAACAGGAACUCUGAAAUGGCUUCGUCGAAUUGCAUUUCAAUUUUUGUUGUUUUACUUGUGUGUAUACAAAUAUCAACGAGCUGUGGUCCUCCCAAGAGAAGACCACCACCACCACCGCCACCUAAAUGUACACAACUCAUAUGUAAUGGCGCCUAUUUGCCCAGUUACCAGCCGGCAGUUAUAGCAGAAGGCAAAUGUGUUCAGCAAAGGAAAAAGUACGUAACUAAAUACCGAUCACAGCUAAGAACAGGAACAAACCACUGUCCAAGGAUCAGCUGCACUGCACGAGAUUUAGUACGAACGAUGUGUAAUUGUGUAAUUAUUCAGAAAACAGAAUCAGGUUGGAGUGAUUGGCACAUUGAAGAUGAAGCCGCCGUUAAAAAAUGCGAAAAGAGAGUCAUGCAAUUCGAUUUUAAAAGGACCACCCAGAUAAGAAGUUCCUGCCCCUCAGUACCUGAGUUGAAACCUAUAAUCGAACGUCGUUGCAAAUAAACAGAAGUCUGAAAAAAGACGGGAGCUGCAGCAGUUUGUACAAAUUGCAAAAAGAAAGCUAUAUGUUUAAA
This is a messenger RNA of Hydractinia symbiolongicarpus, 639 nucleotides long. RefSeq lists its product as uncharacterized. The coding region runs from base 92 to 568 and encodes 158 amino acids. The transcript has 3 exons. Lineage: Eukaryota; Metazoa; Cnidaria; Hydrozoa; Anthoathecata; Hydractiniidae. The record is from RefSeq and is a predicted model, not a curated record.